AUGGGUUCCUACGUGCAAGGAGAUGAGGAGGUCCCGGUGUAUGAGUCAGGCGCCGAGGUGCUGCAGAAGGUGCAAGAGAAAUGGGCGGCGGCGUCCGGGCCGCCGCCGUACCCGGCCAUGUACUCGAGCGUGUUCGGCGGCAUCAUCCUUGACCCGGCCAUGAUGGUGCUCCCCAUCGACGACCACAUGGUGCACCGGGGCCACGGCGUGUUCGACACGGCCAUGAUCCUGGACGGCGCCCUGUACGAGCUGGACGCGCACCUGGACCGCUUCCUCCGCUCCGCCGCCGCGGCGCGCGUGGGCACGCCCCCGUUUCCGCGCGACGCGCUGCGGCGCAUCCUGAUCCAGAUGACGGCCGCCUCGGGGUGCCGCAGGGGCUCCAUCCGCUACUGGCUCAGCUCCGGGCCCGGGGACUUCCUGCUCUCCUCCAGGGGCUGCCCGACGCCUGCCUUCUACGGCGUGGUGAUCGCGUCGGAGUACGAGCAGUGCGGGCGCGACGGGGUGCGCGCCGUCACUGCGACGGUGCCCAUGAAGCCGCCGCAGUUCGCCACCAUGAAGAACGUCAACUACCUGCCCAACGUGCUGUCCAUCAUGGACGCCGAGGACCGCGGCGCCUUCGCGUCCGUGUGGGUGGACGAGGAGGGGUACGUCGCCGAGGGGCCCAUGGUGAACGUGGCGUUCGUCACGCCGGACAAGCACCUCAUGCUCCCGGCCUUCGACAAGAUCCUCGGCGGGUGCACCGCCAAGAGGAUGCUCGCGCUGGCGCCCAGGCUCGUGGAGUCCGGCCUGCUCGCCGGCGUCAGCACCAGGAACAUCAGGGCCGAGGACGCCAAGCGCAGCGUGGAGAUGGCGUUCGUCGGCAGCGGCCUCCCCGUGCUGCCCGUCGUCGAGUGGGACGGCAAACCCAUCGGAGACGGGAAGGUUGGGCCGCUGAUGCAGGCGCUGUCUGAUCUGCUGUGGGAGGACAUGAAGUCUGGCCCCGACAGGAUCCCCGUUCCAUACAAGCAGUAG
This is a messenger RNA of Miscanthus lutarioriparius, 1011 nucleotides long. The record is from the annotation of a GenBank genome assembly. NCBI's taxonomy places the organism in Eukaryota, Viridiplantae, Streptophyta, Magnoliopsida, Poales, Poaceae.